Molecule: messenger RNA, 3432 nt
Organism: Folsomia candida
Lineage: Eukaryota; Metazoa; Arthropoda; Collembola; Entomobryomorpha; Isotomidae
Product: leucine-rich repeat protein soc-2 homolog
Exons: 16
Coding region: 433-2247 (604 amino acids)
Molecular function (GO): protein phosphatase 1 binding
Source: RefSeq, a predicted model, not a curated record
CUGCCUGGCGUUGUUUAUGGAGAGAGAGGCAUUCAAACUAGAUCCACGACUGCAACACCAACCUCAUUGCACAAUCUACUUGGCGUGGGCUGGCUGAUUCCACUACUGAGACUGAGACAUCCAGCACACGACGACGAGUUUACAUCCUCCACUUUUUAUCUCCUUUUUACAGCACAAUUAACUAUUAAGUAAGUGUGUAGGUAGGUAGUGAUGACCAUCGAAUAGUACCGUAGGCUAAUUAGGGUUAAUAGUCUCAUAAAUGUUGCCACACUGCAACUGCUGAUCUUCUAUAGGCAUAAGUAAAAGACUAGACUUUCUCCUAACUUCACAUCAGUCAUCAGUGAAAGUCCUGUCGGGAGGCGUUUUUUGGAGGAGUGACUUAAUGCUGACAAAGUGAAGAAACUAAUCAAAUUCUGGAGGAACGGGAGUACAAUGAAGAAGCACAAAAACAAACACGUGGAAAACAACGCUGCAGCAGAGAGGUUGGCUGAUUAUCGCGGCGAAAAUGCCGGAGGUGCUGUUAGUCCUAGUCCUGGCUCACCGGAUGCAGAAUCUAGUCUUGACCUGCAGGAAUCAUCUUCAGAAAAGGAACAGACGGCUCCCAGUGCGCCACCGGUGAAGGAAACUGCGAAGGAAAAGAAAUUGUCUUCCGGGUCUUUAGCAGUGGCAGAGACUGCGCGACCCAAGAUGGUCACUGUUAAGCACCCGGAAUCAAACAAACCAAAACCAACUGUGAAGAAGAACAAACCAAUUCAAGCAGACUUGGAUGUUGCAAAGGAAUUUACAAAGUGUAAAGACGAACAGCUACAUAGACUAGAUUUAAGUAAAUCAAGUAUCACUCAAAUUCCUUCAUCGGUUCGAGAACUGACACACCUACUCGAAUUUUAUCUUUAUGGUAACAAGUUGGUUACUCUACCAGUUGAAAUGGGAUCGUUAGUCAAUCUACAAACUUUGGCACUCAACGAAAAUUCGCUUACAAGUCUUCCUGAUACGUUAGCAAAUCUGAAAAAUGUUAAAGUUCUUGAUUUAAGGCAUAACAAGCUCAGCGAGAUUCCAGAAGUCGUGUACAAAAUGACAUCCCUGACCACGUUGUUUUUACGUUUUAAUAGAAUCCGUAUUGUUGGUGAUGACCUCAGAAAUUUGACAAAUCUACAGAUGCUAAGCCUCAGAGAAAAUAAAAUUAAGUCACUUCCUGCUGGAAUUGGAAGCCUGGUUAAUCUUGUCAUGUUGGACAUCUCUCAUAAUCAUUUAGAACACCUUCCAGAAGAAAUUGGGAAAUGUAUCCAGCUCUCUACACUCGAUCUCCAGCACAAUGAACUAAUGGAUAUUCCAGAUACUUUGGGAAAUUUGAAGUCACUCACCAGAAUCGGAUUAAGAUACAAUCGACUGUCAACUGUCCCAAAAGCACUAAGUAAUUGCACAAACAUGGAUGAAUUCAACGUGGAAGGGAAUUCUAUUUCUCAGUUACCAGAAGGACUUUUAUCGAGCUUGACCAAACUGACGAAUAUCACUCUGUCAAGGAACUCUUUUUCGGCCUAUCCUACUGGUGGCCCAGCCCAGUUUACUAAUGUUUAUUCAAUAAACAUGGAGCACAAUCAAAUUGAUAAAAUUCCCUACGGAAUUUUUUCUAGAGCCAAAAAUUUAACAAAGCUCAAUAUGAAAGAAAACUCAUUGACAUCGCUGCCUCUUGACAUUGGUACAUGGACAAAUAUGGUAGAGUUAAAUCUUGCAACAAAUCAACUGUCAAAAAUUCCGGAUGAUAUUCAGUGUCUGCAAUCUUUGGAGGUGUUAAUCAUGUCAAACAAUAACUUGAAAAAAUUGCCGGCUAGUAUCGGAAAUGUUAGGAAAUUGCGGGUUUUAGACUUGGAAGAGAAUAAACUGGACUCAUUACCUAAUGAAAUUGGAUUUUUAAAAGACUUGCAAAAGUUGAUUCUCCAAUCAAAUCAACUCGCGUGUCUCCCGAGAGCCAUUGGCCAUCUAAUGAGCUUGACUCAUUUGAGCGUCGGGGAGAAUAACCUUACAAGUCUACCCGAAGAAAUUGGAACACUGGAAAAUUUGGAAAGCUUGUAUGUGAAUGAUAAUCCGUUGCACUCAUUGCCGUUUGAGUUAGCACUGUGUACUAACUUACAAAUAAUGAGUAUUGAAAACUGUCCAUUGACCCAAAUACCGGGCGAUGUAAUCGCAGGAGGUCCUUCCUUGGUAAUUCAGUAUCUGAAGGUGCAAGGUCCGUACCGACUCGCAGUUUAGAAACAAAAACAAAGAAAAAGAACGUACAGCAAGUUAUUUUGCUGAACAACAACGACAUUCAUUAUUGUUUGUUUGUUAUUAAUUUCGAACUUAUUGUUGCAAGUCUUAAAAAAGUAUGUUACUACAUUAUAUAGGCACUGAGCCUAUUUUCUCUACUCAAGUUUACGUUUCUCAAAAAAACAUACAUACAAAUAACUGAUUUCAUUUGUAGACUGAGCUUUUCAAGUUUUCUUUUAAUUUUUAUUUAUUUAUAAUAAGUUCCCAUUAUACGUUUAUCCCUAAUGUACUUUCGUGUUGAAUUUAACAACAGCGUUUACACAUAUAUAUGUUUUGUAUUUUUGGUCAAACAUUAUAUACUGUUAAUUAUUGCAAAUUACUAGCCAGACGAUGAGUUAUACCACAGUUCCUCUUUGAAUCUUAAUGUUCUUAAACAUUAAACCUUGUUUAAGUAUACUAUUAUUAUUAAUAAGUAUGUAUGUGUAAUACAUUUACGUCAUGUAACUUGUCAGAUAACAAUCGACAAGUUUAGUAUUCUGCAGUGCAGCACAUUACAGCGUAUUACUUCAGUACUGAGGUAACCAUUAUUCUACGUCAGUUGUUGGACAUGUUUAACCAAUUAUGUAACAAAGUACUCUUACACUUGGACUACGGUGGGCAGAAUGUGAUAACUUUUUUUAAUUACAAAUUUCCAAUAUGGCGGAAAUCCUGCGAAAGUAUGGUACCUAUUUAUCGUGAUGAUUAUACAUGUAGAUGCUUACAUGCACUCUCUUUGUUGUCAAGUUCAUUUCCUAAUAGCCGUUUCAUCCAAUAUUUUGAGUCUUUCUCUCGCCCCUUUCACUGGUUUUUUCGUUGUUCAAGUACAAUCAUGUUCAGAUAUAUAUUUCAAUCAGAUAAAUGUAUUAUUAUUAUUUAUAAUUCACAAUUUCCACGAACGCACAGUACCGGUAAUAUGACAAUCUAGGAAUAGAUUUCCUCACUUUGCGUUUAUGAUAAGAAUGCGUUUGGUUCUUAGAAAUGGGUUCUUGAAAUAUUAUUGUUUUCAUCAUUCUUUUAGUUUCUAGCAAUUCUUCUGAAAUAUUACAAUUAGCGUAAUAAUCACUAUGUGAAAAACAAAUGGAAUGUUACCCAUUGGUGAAAUGACCAUCAAGAGACAGAAUAAAUACAAGCUCCAAUCAAACAAACACA